Molecule: messenger RNA, 2151 nt
Organism: Benincasa hispida (wax gourd)
Lineage: Eukaryota; Viridiplantae; Streptophyta; Magnoliopsida; Cucurbitales; Cucurbitaceae
Product: protein NUCLEAR FUSION DEFECTIVE 4-like
Cellular component (GO): membrane
Source: RefSeq, a predicted model, not a curated record
AUCCCUGAGCUCAAGGAAACAACCAUAGGAAAAUGCGAAUUGGAUAAAAUCUCCACUUAAUCCAUAUUCAAAUCAAGCAUUAUACAGAUUCAAUUUCAAAACAAAACUCAAACUGAAUAACUAUUUAAUCUCCUGCUAUCAUCUUCCCUUUUUACCCCAUAACUCAAUCAUCAUCCUCACAUGUUCUUCUGAAAACCACUCCCAUCUGUCCAAAUAAAUUCCGCCGAUUCAUCCAAUCCCAUCCAUAAAUGGGUACAACGACCGGAGCCGACGGCGCCCACGGCUGCGCUGCUCUCCGAUUCACCUUGCAGGUGAUUAAAGGCCGCUGGUUCACCGUUUUCGCUACAUUUCUCAUCAUGGCCGGCGCCGGCGCCACCUAUCUCUUCGGUGUCUACUCCAAACAGAUCAAGGCGACGCUUGGGUAUGACCAAACGACUUUGAAUCUGAUGGGUUUUUCUAAAGAUCUGGGUGCUAACGUCGGUGUUCUGUCCGGUUUAGUGGCGGAAGUGACGCCGACUUGGUUCGUUCUCCUCCUUGGCUCCGCCUUGAACUUCGCCGGAUAUUUUAUGAUUUGGCUCGCCGUUACCGGCAGAAUCGCGAAGCCCCAAGUCUGGCAGAUGUGUCUUUACAUUUGCGUUGGAGCUAAUUCCCAGAAUUUUGCUAAUACUGGCGCUUUGGUUACUUGCAUUCAGAAUUUCCCUGAGAGCCGUGGCGCUAUGAUGGGGCUUUUGAAGGGCUUCACAGGGUUGAGCGGCGCCGUUCUCACACAGAUUUAUUUGGCCGUCUAUGGUGACGAUGCGACGGCGUUGAUCCUUCUAAUUGGGUGGCUCCCGGCGGCCCUUUCCGUCGUUUUUGUUUUCACGAUUCGGAGGCUUAGAGCAGAGAGACAACCGAAUGAGAAGAGGGUUUUUUACCAUUUCCUUUAUGUCUCAAUUGGGUUAGCGCUUUUCAUCAUGAUUAUGAAUAUUGUCCAGAAGAAAGUGGAAUUCAACCAUACGGCUUAUGCUAUAAGUGCUACCGUGAUUUGCGUAUUUCUGUUCCUUCCUCUGUUCAUUGUGAUCCGUGAAGAACUUCAUCUCUGGAAUGCAAAGAAAACUCCAACUCCCCCAAUUCCUAACGAAAACCCACAAUCACAAUCCCAAUCUCAACCAAAACCAGUUGAUGAAUCCAAAAUCAUCACAGAAGAAUCAAACCAAAUCAAGGAAAUUCCAAACCCACCACCAGAUUCCUGUUUCUCGAACAUUUGUCACAAGCCAGCCAGAGGAGACGAUUACACAAUCCUUCAAGCACUUCUCAGCGUCGAUAUGUUGGUUCUGUUCAUCGCAACAUUCUGUGGGUUAGGCACAAGCUUAACCGCAGUAGAUAAUUUGGGGCAAAUCGGUGAAUCACUAGGCUACCCAUUAAAAACAGUAAGCUCAUUCGUUUCAUUAGUAAGCAUUUGGAAUUACUUCGGCAGAGUAUUCUCUGGAUUCGUUUCCGAAACCCUUCUCGCGAAAUUCAAAUUCCCAAGACCUUUAAUGAUGACAUUAGUCCUUCUCCUCUCUUGCAUUGGACAACUCUUAAUCGCAUUCCCAGUUCCGGGCUCCGUCUACCUAGCUUCAGUAAUCAUCGGAUUCUCCUUCGGCGCACAACUUCCGCUGCUUUUCGCCAUAAUUUCAGAGCUAUUCGGGCUGAAAUAUUUCUCUACUCUGUUCAAUUGCGGGCAAAUCGCCAGCCCGUUAGGAUCGUAUAUUCUGAAUGUGAAGGUCGCCGGAAUGUUGUACGACAUGGAAGCUUUGAAGCAACUGAAGGAGAAAGGGUUAGAUAGAUCGGCGGUGAAGGAAUUGACUUGCAUUGGAAAGCAAUGUUUCAGGAAAUCGUUUACGUUAAUGGCGAUUGUUACAUUUGUUGGAGCUAUGGUUUCGCUGGUUUUAGUGAUGAGAACGAGGGAGUUUUACAGAGGAGAUAUUUACAAGAAGUUCAGAGGCGAAGACGAAGUGAAGGUGAAAGAGGAUACCAAGUGAGAUUAUUCUAAAUGGGCUUUUGUUCCAAUUGGGCCGGCCCAAGAAUAGCAUAGUUAUCAGGCCUUUUUUUAUUUUAUUGUAAUUUGUAGUUUUAAUUAAUUGUCGAAAUUUCAUCCUUUGAAUAUUUUUAUUUUCCAUUCUCAUAGCA